This is a messenger RNA of Vitis vinifera (wine grape), 489 nucleotides long. Lineage: Eukaryota; Viridiplantae; Streptophyta; Magnoliopsida; Vitales; Vitaceae. The record is from the annotation of a RefSeq genome assembly.
GAAAAAGAAGAUAUAAAAUUAAAAACAGAAGUAUACGCUUUAAGUCAAUCUAUCUCUAUGUCUGCUCACAAAGCGCGAAGAGUACUUGAUCAAAUUCUUGGACGUUCCUAUCGGGAAACACUUACGAUACUUGAACUCAUGCCUUAUCGAGCGUGUUAUCCCAUUUUUAAAUUAAUUUAUUCUGCAGCAGCAAAUGCUAAGCACAAUAUGGGUUUGAACGAAGAAUAUUUAGUCAUUACUAAAGCCACAGUCAACGAGGGUACUACCGUGAAAAAAUUGAAACCUCGAGCUCGAGGACGUAGUUAUGCGAUAAAAAGACCCACUUGUCAUAUAACUAUUGUAUUGAAAGAUACAGCCUUAUAUGAAAAAUAUGUCGUAGAAAACUCUAUCAGGUGUUUAAAAAAAACCGGAUGGAUAUAUAAAAAGAAGUCCACAGAUAUUACGUGUCAUAAUAUGUAUAGUAGUGGGGGAGUAUGGGACAAAAAAUAA